Canis lupus familiaris (dog) is the source of this 1448-nucleotide messenger RNA. It is a transcript of the gene IMMP2L, whose product is annotated as inner mitochondrial membrane peptidase subunit 2. Gene Ontology annotation, cellular component: mitochondrial inner membrane peptidase complex; membrane. The transcript has 7 exons. The record is from RefSeq and is a predicted model, not a curated record. Lineage: Eukaryota; Metazoa; Chordata; Mammalia; Carnivora; Canidae. Gene Ontology annotation, molecular function: serine-type endopeptidase activity. Gene Ontology annotation, biological process: mitochondrial respiratory chain complex assembly. The coding region runs from base 296 to 823 and encodes 175 amino acids.
CCCCGGGUCGCGCCCCAGCUCGUCGGCCCCUGAGGCGGCAGCUCCGGCUCCAAGCCCUGGCCGGGAGGGAGCGCUGUGGGGACGUGCACCGCGGGGCGUGUGGCGGGAGUUCCGAGGCGGGCCCGUCAGGAUUUUAAAGCACCUGUCUCUGUCAUUUUUACUUUUAGGGUUUUGGCCAAAUUGGGCACAAAAUAACCACUUACCCCUUCUCGCCGAGGAAGAGCGGGAGAAAGGAGCAAUGCUGGCUUUUCUUCAGACAGAGGGAGGUCUCCUUUUCUGAGGCAGAGGGAAAGGUAUGGCACAGUCACAAGGCUGGGUGAGAAGAUAUGCUAAGGCCUUCUGUAAGGGUUUUUUUGUGGCAGUGCCUGUGGCAGUGACUUUCCUGGACCGGGUGGCCUGUGUUGCAAGAGUGGAGGGAGCAUCAAUGCAGCCUUCUUUGAAUCCUGGGGGGAGCCAGUCAUCUGAUGUGGUGCUUUUGAACCACUGGAAAGUGAGGAAUUUUGAAGUACAACGUGGUGACAUUGUGUCAUUGGUGUCCCCUAAAAACCCAGAACAGAAGAUCAUUAAAAGAGUGAUUGCUCUUGAAGGAGAUAUUGUAAAAACCAUGGGCCACAAAAACCGGUAUGUCAAAGUUCCCCGGGGUCACAUCUGGGUUGAAGGUGAUCAUCAUGGACACAGUUUUGACAGUAAUUCUUUUGGGCCGGUUUCCCUAGGACUUCUGCAUGCCCAUGCUACACAUAUCCUGUGGCCGCCAGAGCGCUGGCAGAAGUUGGAAUCUGUUCUUCCUCCAGAGCGCUUGCCAGUUCAGAGAGAAGAGGAGUGAAUGAUGGCAUGGAGCUCCCUCAGCUGCGGCAUUGGGAAGCAUUGUAGAAGGGAUGGGAAGGAGGAACCUUCAAAAGGCAAAGCUUGUUUCAAAUGAAGUGAUCUGCGUUAUUAAACAGUAUUAAAUAGCAACUGAUUUUAUGUUUAAUUGUAAUACCCUAUUGUGUAAUGCCAAAAAAAAUGCAGACCUUUGGGAAUAUGAACAUUUUAUUCCCAUGUCUGACAGGGAAUUUGUUAUGUAUACUUAUCCCAUCGAUUGUUGGGUUUUAAUUUUGGUGCUUGCUGAUGAAAGACUAUGAAAAUUAGUAUUUGAUGAAAGUAAUUCAGUAAUAUCAUUUACUCUUAAGAUAGAACAUGAAGAAACAUACAGUGAUGGAAAUUAUAUUGGAAUUGAAGGUAUAUACAAUGCAGUGACUGCCAGUUAGGAAGAACAGUAAACUGUGAUGUAAAAAUAAAACAUUGAUUUGCUCAGGUAUUGUAUUGAGUAUUUAUCAUUUAACCCAUACCUUCAUUAAUGAGGAAUAUCUUUUUUUUUUUUUUAAGCAAGGAAUUUAAAGGAAGGAGAACCAAUUCUAUCAAUACUUCCAUAUAAAUAAACCUUCUUUAUUGACCCUUUUAAAUCAAAA